CGCGGCAUCUCAAACUCACUCCUCCAGGUUGCUUUCCCCAUAAUUUUUCUCAACGCGUCUCAUUGCGCGUGGGAACCUAAUUGCUGCGAGCGAGCCAGCGACCAACCAUGGCUUGCAUAGGAACCUCCAAAAUGCUUUGAAUUCAAAACCCACCACCAUGCUUUUUCAAUUUACCAGAUCUGAUGCUGCGUCUCAUUUCAUUUCUUGUUUCUAACGAUGCUUUCUUUUUCUCAGACUUUGAAGCCCCGUCUUCACCAUCACCACCGUCGUUCAAAGCUCUUCCGAUGGCCUCCGCGGGUCGCCAAACCCGUACAUACGACGACUUUCAUCAAUUCUUCGAUGAUGUGUUUUUAUGCAGAUUCGUAUUACGAUGUCAAGCUUAGAGUGCCGAAGGUUCAUAAAACCCGCCGCCAUCGAACGUGUAGUGUUACUGAAGUUAGAGCCUUCGAUCAGGAUUCAUUUGAUUUUGACAUACCCUCACUCGACCACUUCAGCGACAAUGAGGGGACUGGUGCUGGAUUUGGGCUUCCAUCCAGUGAUGGCGAAGACAGCGAUCCAGAGAUCAUACUAAAUCCAGUUUCAGAUGUUGAUUUGCCUGCUGUAUCAGUGCAACAUAAUGAUGCUUUGACGGUGACUGCUCACCGUAUGGCAAUGCUUAGUAGAGGACGUCAUAAAUAUAGGAUCAGGCACGGACUUUUUACAAAUACAGGGCUGAUAGCUUUCUUGAUGAUCCUUCUUCUCUAUGUGGAUUGGUGUGCAUGGCGAACUGUUCGACUUCCUUUAGGACCAUUUCACAUGACUGGCCCCUUUUUGACAUCGGCCUGCUUAGCCUCGUGUGCAGGCUAUAUUUGUGUUCCACUACUCUAUCAGCUUAAGGCUUACCAAAUUACGAGGCAAGAAAGACCUGUUAGACAUGCAUUAAAGAGAAAGACGCCUACUAUGGGUGGAUUGUUUUUUGUGCCAAUUGGUAUAGCUGUUGCUAAACACUUUGCUGGUUUUUCUUCCACUGAAGUUUCUGGAGCAUCAGUGGCAACGUUAGCAUUUUUUGCCAUUGGACUGGUAGAUGAUAUCUUAAGCCUGAUCAAGAGUCAAAAGUAUGGUUUGUCUGCUUGGAUCAAAAUUUUGUUGCAGGUAGCUGUUGGAAUCUGGUUUUCUUUUUGGCUUCGAGAUGCAAGUAUAUCAUCUCCUUACAGCAUGAAAAUGUUGAUUCCUAUGCCUGCACCUCUUGGCCUUGUAUUCCUUGGAAAAUGCUAUAUGUGGUUGACAUCAUUUUGUUUUGUCUCCAUGGGAAAUGGAAUAAAUCAGACGGAUGGUCUUGAUGGACUAGCUGGCGGGACUGCGGCCUUGGCUUUUAUUGGGAUGGCUAUUGCGGUGCUUCCAAUAUCUUCUGACCUUUCCAUAUUUGGAGCAUCAAUGUCUGGAGCUUGUGUUGGUUUUCUUUUGCACAACCGAUUCAAGGCCUCGGUAUUUAUGGGUGAUACUGGAUCCUUUGCACUCGGUGGAGCAUUAGCCGCAAUGGCUGCCUGCAGUGGAAUGUUUCUCCCACUAUUCAUUUCUUCUCUAGUUUUUGUAUUAGAAACAUCAUCCGUUAUCUUGCAGGUAGUAUACUUCAAGAUGACAACAAAGUUGGAGGGAGCUGGGCGUCGCAUUUUUCAAAUGGUGCCAUUUCAUCAUCACCUGGAGUUAUGUGGGAUCAAAGAACCAUUCAUUGUUGCUGGGGCCUAUACUAUAUCCUCCAUAUUGGCACUGCUUGCAGGUUAUGUUGGCCUUAUUUCAGCAUAGUUGUCUCUCACUCUCUCAACAACAUGUGGAGUGGAAAAAUCGAGUCUCUGUUGUAUGUCUUAACCAAUUGGUCACUGUUAACACCCAAUUUUGUAGUUAGGCUACAAGUUUCCUUUGUUUAUUUGUUUUUCGUUUGCUUUUUCUUUGGUGGGUGUUGCAUGGCCUGUGUUUCUAGAUAUUUGGAUAGUUUUAUUUCAUAUAUUGCUGAAAUUGGUUAGAGUGUUCAAAUUAUAUCCACAUUUAUUUUUAAAUAAAUGAAAUUGUUGCUUAACA
This is a messenger RNA of Cucumis melo (muskmelon), 2055 nucleotides long. RefSeq names its product phospho-N-acetylmuramoyl-pentapeptide-transferase homolog. Gene Ontology annotation, molecular function: phospho-N-acetylmuramoyl-pentapeptide-transferase activity. Lineage: Eukaryota; Viridiplantae; Streptophyta; Magnoliopsida; Cucurbitales; Cucurbitaceae. Gene Ontology annotation, biological process: cell wall macromolecule biosynthetic process; cell wall organization. Gene Ontology annotation, cellular component: membrane. The record is from RefSeq and is a predicted model, not a curated record. The transcript has 8 exons. Bases 217 to 1782 code for a protein of 521 amino acids.